CGCUCACUCUCUCCCCAUAGCCAUAACCCUCUCUCUCUCUCUCUCACACACACACACACACACACACGCACACGCACACGCACACAGAGUUCAGAGAAAAUGAACUCCGAGCUGAUCCAUAGAAGCCACAGUACCCAAACCCCACAACCCAUUAACCUUCAUUCAACAAAAUCCUCAGACCCUCUCCGAAACUCGACGAACCCAUUCCUGUACAUGCUCCGGAAGCAGCGCCUCCUGUUCAUGCUCGUCGGAAUCGCCAUAGCCACUCUCUUCUUUAACUUUAUCCCACCACAUGAUCGCCACCCGGUCAUCCAAUCAGAGCCGUCCGGUACUCGACGCGUGCUCUACGUCGACCAGGCCGACCACCAUUAUAAUCCACUAGUCGGCCUCGGGCAUGUGAAUGUGGGUGGGAAAGUGCUACUGGGGCUUAAGGGGAAGACGCUGAGGGUUCUGGUGACUGGUGGGGCCGGCUUCGUGGGGAGCCACCUCGUGGACCGUCUGAUGGAGCGAGGGGACAGCGUGAUCGUGGUGGAUAACCUCUUCACGGGGAGGAAGGACAACCUGGUGCACCACUUCGGCAACCCCAGGUUCGAGCUCAUCAGGCACGACGUCGUCGAGCCGAUUCUCCUGGAAGUUGACCAGAUCUACCACCUAGCCUGCCCCGCCUCGCCUGUGCAUUACAAGUACAACCCGGUCAAGACCAUCAAGACCAAUGUGGUGGGGACACUGAACAUGCUAGGACUGGCAAAAAGGGUGGGUGCAAGGUUUUUGCUAACCAGCACCAGUGAAGUGUACGGUGAUCCCCUGCAACACCCCCAGGCCGAGACCUAUUGGGGCAAUGUCAAUCCAAUCGGGGUAAGGAGCUGUUACGAUGAGGGGAAGCGGACGGCGGAGACCUUAAGCAUGGACUAUCACCGAGGCCUUGGCAUUGAGGUGAGGAUUGCUCGAAUUUUUAACACGUACGGACCACGUAUGUGCAUAGACGACGGUCGUGUUGUUAGCAAUUUUGUAGCUCAGGCACUAAGGAAGGAGCCAUUGACUGUUUAUGGUGAUGGGAAGCAAACAAGGAGCUUCCAAUAUGUUUCCGACCUGGUGGAAGGUCUAAUACGGCUUAUGGAAGGUGACCAUGUGGGUCCUUUCAAUCUUGGGAACCCUGGUGAAUUCACCAUGCUUGAACUCGCUCAGGUGGUACAAGAGACGAUAGAUCCUAAUGCAAAGAUAGAGUUCAGGCCCAACACAGAGGAUGACCCACAUAAGAGGAAGCCAGACAUCACCAAGGCCAAAGAGCUUCUUGGGUGGCAGCCAACUAUCUCCCUUCGCAACGGACUUCCUCUCAUGGUUGAAGAUUUCCGACAACGUAUAUUCGGCGACCAGAAAGACACCACUGUUUACAAUACCAUAAAGUCCGCAGCAUAAAUUUAUGUAUGUUGAGGGACAUUGAGAAAGAUUGAUUAUUGAUAAUGAAUAUAAAAUAAGAGGAACCUUUUGAUUACCUACCUUUCUCUCUGUUACUGUUCCUCACUCCAGGAAUAAGACUGGCAGCAGCUGUUCACAAUUGCAAGGGAAAAAGAUUAUUUAUUUAUGAGAGUUGUAGUAGAGCGAUCAAUCUUUUUGUAUAUGUAGAGUAAUCUUCUUUGACGUCCAUGUAUAAUUUUAUUUUCUUAUUUUUUUUU
Molecule: messenger RNA, 1673 nt
Organism: Alnus glutinosa
Lineage: Eukaryota; Viridiplantae; Streptophyta; Magnoliopsida; Fagales; Betulaceae
Product: UDP-glucuronic acid decarboxylase 2-like
Exons: 7
Coding region: 100-1416 (438 amino acids)
Biological process (GO): D-xylose metabolic process
Cellular component (GO): cytoplasm
Molecular function (GO): NAD+ binding; UDP-glucuronate decarboxylase activity
Source: RefSeq, a predicted model, not a curated record